This is a messenger RNA of Dovyalis caffra, 2556 nucleotides long. NCBI's taxonomy places the organism in Eukaryota, Viridiplantae, Streptophyta, Magnoliopsida, Malpighiales, Salicaceae. The record is from the annotation of a GenBank genome assembly.
AUGAUGGCUUCAACGUUCCUAGCUCACUUCAAUCUCAACCUCCCUUCUCUCCAGUACACUCCCUUCCAUACCUUCUUGGAAGUUAUUAGACCCACAAGAAGAAAACCAUUACUGUCUUCCCAAUUUCAUAUUAACAAUAAAAACUCCAACUUCAACGCCAAAUUAUGCUCCAACCGUACAGUGCUUACCAGGGUCUGUGGUGAUGGAGGUGGAAGUGGUGCCAUUGAUGCCAGUCCACAACAAAAGAAGGUUGAGGAAAAAGGUAGCUCAUCUAGUUUCAAUGAUAGCUAUGUGGCCUUGUUUGUUCGGAUGCUUGGGCUAGAUAACGAUCCUCUGGAUAGAGAACAGGCAAUAGUGGCACUGUGGCAAUAUUCACUCGGAGGAAAGAAGUGCAUUGAUAAUAUCAUGCAGUUUCAGGGAUGCAUCAAUCUCACUGUAAACCUCCUCCAAUCGGAGUCUAGUUCGGCAUGCGAGGCAGCUGCUGGCCUCCUACGAUCAAUAUCUUCAGUUAAUGUAUACAGAGAUGUGGUUGCAGAAAGUGGAGCAAUAGAAGAGAUAACUGGUUUGCUCUGUCAACCUUCUUUGACUCCUGAGGUGAUGGAGCAAAGCAUAUGCAUUCUUUGGAACUUGUCUGUGGAUGAGAAGCUCAGGGUGAAAAUUGCUAACCCUGAUAUCCUGCCUUUACUGAUUAAGUCCCUGGAAGAUGAGGACAUGAGAGUGAAGGAAGCAGCUGGAGGAGUAUUGGCAAAUUUGACAUUGACCCACUCCAACCAUAACAUCAUGGUUGAAGCAGGGGUUAUUCCUAAGUUGGCGAAUUUCUUAAAAUCUGCGGUUGAAGAAGAAUCCAAGGUCAUUAGGAAGGAAGCUAGAAAUGCUCUGGUGGAACUUUCUAAGAAUGAAUACUAUAGAAUCCUUGUCAUGGAGGAAGGUCUAGUUCCUGUGCCAUUAAUCGGCACAGCUGCAUAUAGAUCCUUUACUCCAUCUUUGCAUUCAUGGCCACGUUUACCUGAUGGUUCAAACAUUGAACGUACUUCUAAAGGUCCUUCAAGGUUUGGUGCUUCUGAAUUGCUCCUAGGAUUAAAUAUUGAUAACAAGAAUGCAAAACUUGAGGAAGCUAAGAUGAACGCAAUAAUUGGACGAUCUAAGCAACAAUUUCUUGCUCGUACUGGAGCUAUAGAAGUCGAAGACACAAAAUUAUCUCAAAGUGAAUUAUCUAAAAAUAGGCAAUUUACACUCUUGCCAUGGAUGGAUGGUGUGGCAAGAUUGGUUUUAAUUCUUGAACUUGAAGAUGAGUCAGCCAUUUGCAGAGCUGCAGAGUCAAUUGCUGAUGCAUCUAUCAAUGAACAUUUGCGAAAUUCAUUUAAGGAAGCUGGAGCGGUCAAGAAUUUAAUUCAGCUCUUGGACCAUAACAAUAAUGCCAUCAGAUUUGCUGCUGUUGGCACUUUGGAGAGGUUAUCUAUCAGCAAUGUGGUUUGUCAGACAAUUGAAGCUGAAGGUGUUAUUGCUUCCUUGAUUAACGUCUUAAAGAACUCAGAGAUGUCUGAAAGCAUGAUGGAAAAGGCAUUGAAUUUACUGGCUCGAAUCUUAGACCCUAAUAGAGAAAUGAAAUCAAAGUUUUAUGGUGGACCAGUUAAUGGAUUUAAAAAAGAAUUUGAUGCAGCAAGAGGCGAUGAUUCUUCUACUGGAUUAAGUAGAAAAGUUGAUGAAAUGCCAAAUUCAAAAACAAAUACCAGACUAGAUGUGUUGGACUUCGAUGUUGUUGCUCGCCUAGUUGAUCUUCUAAAGCACCCAUCCCCAGAGUUACAAAGAAAAGCAGCUUCUGUCCUUGAGUUUGUGGCAAUUAGUGACUUAAGCAUGGACACAAUCAUCUCGGCGAACAUCGAAUCUGGUCUGCUUGCUAUCUUCCAACAAAUAGAUUUAAAUGAAUUGGAAACUGAACAGACACAAAUACGUGCCAUUCAAGUUGAAGAAGCUGGUCUUGCUAUAUCUGCAGCUUCUCGGUUACUCACGAAACUUCUUGAUUUUGAGCAGUUUCGGCGCACGAUAAACUCUGCUCAUUUCACUAAGUUGCUCCGUCAGAUCCUGAAAUCGAUCAUUCCUCUUCAGCACAAAGAUUGGGUUGCUGCUUGCCUUGUUAAACUCAGCUCCUUGUUUGGUCCUACUCCCGUCCUAGAAUUUGAGAAUCCAAUCAACAUGGAAGUUACCCUUUACGAGAAGAUACCAAGACUAAUAGAGCAAAUCAGAUCCUCUUUCUCUCUAGAAGCACAAGAAGCUGCAGUUGUAGAACUCAACGGGAUAAUCUCUGAGGGAAUGGUAGAUGCCACUCGAUCUGUUGCUUCUGAUGGUGGAAUAUUUCCAUUGGUGAAGCUACUAGAUGGAGGAAGUGAGAGGGCUGUCGAAGCAGCCUUAUCGAUACUAUAUAAUCUGAGCAUGGACAAUGAAAAUCAUGCCGCAAUUAUAGCUGCUGGGGCAGUGCCAGCUUUGAGGAGAAUUAUUCUUUCAGAAAGGUCACAAUGGAAGCGAGCUUUGCGUUUGCUGAGGAAUUUACCUACAUGA